AUGUCCCGGUGGAACAGAGCCACUACCGACGUUUGCAUCCUUUGUAAGAACAAUUCAGAAACCCGGAAUCACCUCUUUUUUGACUGUCAAUAUACUUCACCAGUGUGGGAAGCAGUAGCUAAAGGUACUUUCAAGACAAGCUACACGACCAACUGGGAAGAUCUGAUUGUGUAUGUUUCACAACAUCACCAAGAUCGUAUAGAUGGCUUCUUAUGCAGAUACGUUCUCCAAACUGUUGUCUAUACAAUUUGGAGAGAAAGAAAUGGUAGAAUGCAGGGCGACACUCAGAAUCCAACUACUAGGCUCAUCAAGUGGAUUGAUCAACACAUCAAGGAUCAACUCUCCACCAUAAUGAAGUCGGGCGAUCGGCGUUAUGCAGAGGGCUUUCAACACAAUAGAGAGCUCGAGAUGACUGAAGUCAUGUUCCAAUGUUUGAAUGGAAACAUGGAAAUGUUUAAUCUAAAUAUUUUGGAUCUUAAUGAUUUAGGUUAUAUGAUUGAUCAAUAUCUUAAAGAUAUUAAUCGCAGGGUCGAGAUAUUACAAUAUUUUGGUAUAAAGAUUGGUGAAUCUUCUUCUACUCCGACAACAACUUCUAAAGGGAAUAAAAUUAUGGAGGAUUUGGCGUUUACAACUACUCCAACUACUAUGGUUUAUGAGGUAGGUUCUUCUUCCUCAUCUGCGGUUGUCGCAGCUUCGUUAAAUCCUCCUAUUCAGCAGCAAGAAUUAUACCGCCCGACAGCUCCACAUAUUGAAGUUUAUGAGCCACCUAGAAAUCAUAAUCAUAAUCACAAUCAAAACCAACAACCAUGGUUUAUGGAAAUGAUGAAGGAUCAUAAGCAAAUGAGGUAUCCAGCAGAACACAUUAGCUUUCCAUUCAUGGACGAUCGCCAAAAACACAACCAUGUCCACCACCAUCAAGAAGAGCAACAACAUCAAAUCUGUGACGAGUCAUUCACCACUCUUGAUGUCGCUGACUCAAGUAUCAUCCCUGUUACAUGUCCAAAACAUACCAAUAAUAUAUGGAUUCAUUAA
Messenger RNA from Capsella rubella, 1032 nucleotides. Its product is annotated as agamous-like MADS-box protein AGL80. Lineage: Eukaryota; Viridiplantae; Streptophyta; Magnoliopsida; Brassicales; Brassicaceae. The record is from RefSeq and is a predicted model, not a curated record.